GUUAAUUAUGUACGUAAAAAUUACUAAUAAAAUUAUCAACUGAAGUCUGUCACUCUCUCUGUUUACUUCCAAAUCAGGGAAAAUCUGCAGAUUUGCCUAAAUUUUCAAAAUUUCUUCAUUUUUUAAUCGCAAGCGUUUCACCAAAAUUUACACAACUGAAUUAGGGCAUUCUCCCGCAGUCAAUUUCAAAGGUAAGAGGUUAAAUCCUCGUCAUUACUAACCAUUGCCUUUGAAUACAUUUUCAACUGUUGUAAAUGCAAGCAUUUUGUCCUUUUGAUGAUUUUUUCCGCAGAUUGAACGGCAAACUCAGUCUUUUUGUAUGAAUUUAAUUGUUUGGUCAAGACUGAAAGUCCAAUUCUGAGAAUUUUAUAUGGGCAUGUGUAAUUAAGUAGCAAUGUGAGCCCAUUUGUUCAUGAACAUCAACGUUAAACCUUUGUUUAUUUCGUGUGGGGAAUUAGUUGAAUAACUAGAACUGGAAAAAGAAAAGUCUAUGCUUUGCACACUGCCACUACGUUUUGGUCUACAAAGAAUAAACUUCCUAUUUUCCAAAAUGUCAAUUCCACCUUAGAAGGCAUAAGUUGCUGUAGUUGUCAUGUCAUGGGAUUGCAGAUGUGUAAAAUGACUCUUGCUAGCAGCCUUGCUACUACUUUUCUUUGUGGAUUUUGCCAAAAUGAUUCAUCUACAUUUGAUUAGUUGUCACUUUUUAGGGCUUCUUGUAUAGGACACUCUCGAUUCGACCCGUCUUAGUCAAUAUUCAAGAAAGUAGAUGUAUUAGUUCUUAGAUUAUAAAUUUUGAAGAGGUCUCCUUGUCAAGAGUGGAAAAUGUUAGGUUUUGUAUUGCAUUGUGACCUUGUCUAAGCUGUUGGUCAUACGGUCUUAGUAAGCGUAGAGCUGGUGGUGAACACGGAUGAAACUUAUAUGAAGUUUGAUGUGAAAUUCCUGAGCAUAAAAAUAAUUAGUAAUGAAUGCUAGUAUACAGUUUUUGCAGUUGUAGCACAUAAUAGUUUAUUAAUGAAAAACUAGGUAUGGUUGGUUUCUGUAAUUGGAUGAAAAAGUCAUUCUCGACUAUAUGCUGAUUCAGACCGAUCAUUAACUGUGCCCAACCUGCUAGUGAUGAAACUCUAAGCCGCCGAAAAGGAAUCUCAAUAAUUAUUGAAAUUGCUGUCUACUUUUCUCUUCAAUGCAUGGAGAGUAAUAAGAGUAGGUCUGGUUGUAUUCCCUUGCUGUGUGAAUGAAAGACGUGGAAAAUUUUCUUGAUCUUUCUAAAUGAAUACAAGUUUUUCCUUUGCUUUUGUGGCAAAUGGAUUUAGAUUAGUGGCAAUAUUUGGCUUUCCUGCCUAAAAGGAUCCCUCUGGAGAGAGACUUUCAGACAGGGGCUCUAUUUAGGAUAUGAGGGCUAGAGAUGGGUCAGGGCUAACGGUGUAGGCUUGGACAUCUUGUUUAUCUCAUUACAGUAUUACACUGAUUAACCUAUUAUAUAAUAUUGAACUUUGUAACCAGUGUUUUAUUUGAAUGAGAAUUGCUGAUUUAAUAUCUCUUUGACAUUGUGAACCCUCAAUGUUUCAUAUAUCUAUUUGCGAAGGCAAGAAGCGGUCUCAUAUCCAUGUUAAGUUGAGCUUUGCAGUAAUCUAAAUGUUCUUGAAAAUAAUAAAAGAUCUUCCCUAUUGAGUAUCUGGUCAGGAAGUUUUUCCUUGUGGAGACAAAGAAUAAGGGAAAAUGGAGAAUUGUUGAAGCAUCAAAGGCAUGCAACAUUAACUGUAUCUUCACUUUCCAUGCCUGUAUCUAGUCUACGAAACAAUGAACUUUGGCAAGAAUACUAAAGGCUUUUUAAAAGGUUACAUCUGUCUUAGUCUACCUUUUGUAAAUUACAUGGAUACAACAAUCCAACAACUACUAUGAAGAAAAGAGACCAUCGACUAUGAGGGUUGGGUGAGCCCUUGGAUUCACACAAGUGUGCAUCUACCGUGGAUUUUGACAUAUGGUGUCAACAUUAGUUUUCACACAUGUACAUACCAAAGAAGCAAUAAAUAACAGUUGUUUAUGGGCAAACCUGCUUUGACAUCAUGCUGGAUGCAAGUUGACAGUGACUCAAGCAAGCUCUUUAUUGUUAUUUGUAUGAGUAUAAAUAUCCCGUGCUCCUCUAGCUCAAUGUGCUUACUUUGACAUUACAUCCCAGAGUGCGGAUAAAAUCUAAAACAUGUAUUCGAGUUUUGCUUUUAGUUUCAUGCCUUACAAAACCAUUUUAUCUCCUAGAGCUAGCAUCACAACACAAGAUAAUAAAAAUGCUAAAGAUUAUCGUACAAAAGUUUCUCGUAAUCCGAAAUUGGAGAAGCUUCAGUAUAACUAUCUAUUCCCUGAGAUAUCUGAGAGGGAAGCUCAACAUGCUAAGAAGUAUCCUAAUGCAAAAAUCAUCAGCCUUGGGAUUGGUGACACUACCGAGCCAUUACCAGAUGUUGUAGCUUCGAGCAUGGCUAAUUAUGCAUACAGCCUUUCAACACGUACAGGUUACAGAGGUUAUGGAGCUGAGCAAGGGAGCAAGGAUCUAAGAAAAGCCAUAGCAGAGACAUUUUACAAAGACAUGGGUAUACAAGGUGCUGAAGUAUUUGUAUCCGAUGGUGCACAAUGUGAUAUUUCUCGCCUGCAGAUGCUCUUUGGAUCAAACAUGUCUAUUGCCGUUCAAGAUCCAAUUUUUCCGGCGUAUAUAGAUUCAAGCGUCAUAAUUGGGCAGACGGGCGAAGUUGAGCAAGGAUCAGGAAGGUAUCAGAAUAUUGAGUACAUGAGAUGUGAUCCCCACAACAAUUUCUUCCCCGGCCUCUCAAAAACUGCGCGAACAGACAUCAUCUUCUUCUGCUCCCCAAACAACCCUACAGGCCAUGCAGCAUCGUGGGAGCAGCUAGAACAGCUCGUUAAAUUAGCUCAAGAAAAUGGAUCGAUCAUUGUAUACGAUUCAGCUUAUGCUGUUUAUAUCACAGACGGCAGUCCUCGUUCAAUCUACGAAAUUCCUGGAGCCAAAAAGGUGGCCAUAGAAGUUUCAUCAUUCUCCAAGAUAGCCGGAUUCACAGGUGUUCGUCUUGGCUGGACCGUCGUGCCUAAGGAGCUGCUAUAUUCCAACGGUUUCCCUGUCAUCAACGACUUCAAUCGUAUCAUCUGCACAUGCUUCAACGGAGCUUCGAGGAUAGCUCAGGCUGGUGGCCUAGCUAGCUUAUCCAGUGAAGGAUUCAAGGCUGUUAUGUCGCUGGUGGACUACUACAAGUCAAAUGCAGAGAUACUGCUGGAGACGUUCGAAUCACUCGGACUCAAGGCGUACGGAGGCGUAAAUGCGCCGUAUCUUUGGGUGCACUUCCCUGGCUCAAAUUCAUGGGACGUGUUCAACGAAAUUCUUGAGAAAACGCACAUUAUAACAGUUCCUGGGAGUGGAUUUGGUCCAGCAGGGAAGGAGUAUAUCAGGGUCACUGCUUUUGGUCACAGAGAGAACAUUCUCGAAGCUGCAGACAGGCUGAGGAGCCUUCUUCUCUAGCGCACACACCCAAAAUAGAACAUCAAUAAAGCACUGCUUUUGUAUUUCUUAUCUUUUGCAUUCACUAUGUAACACAAUAUUGGAAUAAGGGACUGGAAAUACGGAUGCAAUGUAUAACAGUUGUCUCAAUAAAAAUAGAAUCUUGAUGUUCUUGGAA
Molecule: messenger RNA, 3674 nt
Organism: Salvia splendens (bonfire salvia)
Lineage: Eukaryota; Viridiplantae; Streptophyta; Magnoliopsida; Lamiales; Lamiaceae
Product: aminotransferase ALD1, chloroplastic
Exons: 10
Coding region: 2198-3517 (439 amino acids)
Biological process (GO): biosynthetic process
Molecular function (GO): pyridoxal phosphate binding; transaminase activity
Source: RefSeq, a predicted model, not a curated record